Engraulis encrasicolus (European anchovy) is the source of this 848-nucleotide messenger RNA. Its product is annotated as histone H2A-like. Bases 16 to 393 code for a protein of 125 amino acids. The transcript has a single exon. Gene Ontology annotation, biological process: heterochromatin formation. The record is from RefSeq and is a predicted model, not a curated record. Gene Ontology annotation, molecular function: protein heterodimerization activity; DNA binding; structural constituent of chromatin. Lineage: Eukaryota; Metazoa; Chordata; Actinopteri; Clupeiformes; Engraulidae. Gene Ontology annotation, cellular component: nucleosome; chromatin.
AAAGACGUAGCGAACAUGAGCGGAAGAGGCAAAACCGGAGGCAAGACAAGGGCGAAGGCCAAGACUCGGUCUUCCAGGGCUGGACUGCAGUUCCCCGUUGGUCGUGUGCACAGGCUGCUGCGUAAAGGCAACUAUGCUCAGCGCGUGGGAGCUGGUGCACCCGUCUACAUGGCUGCAGUGAUGGAGUAUUUGACCGCUGAGAUCUUGGAGUUGGCCGGUAACGCCGCUCGUGACAACAAGAAGAGUCGUAUUAUCCCCCGUCAUCUGCAGCUGGCCGUGCGUAACGACGAGGAGUUGAACAAACUGCUCGGUGGCGUUACCAUCGCUCAGGGUGGUGUGCUGCCCAACAUUCAGGCUGUGCUCCUGCCCAAGAAGACCGAGAAGUCCAAGUAAAUUUGUCCCCGGCUUCCCUGAACACAACGGCUCUUUUAAGAGCCACCCACACAUCCCGAAAAGAGCAAUUUUCAAUGUCUGACAGAAAUCAUAAUGAAACAUUGUAAAACAAAAAAUGACUUGUUCAUAUCAGGGAUAAUGGGGAUGACCCGUUUACUAUCGCUAUCUCCAAAACGCUGGCAUACUGAUCUACACCGUUUAGCCUACGUAACGGCUAAGUAAGAAUGUGUCAAGACGCUCAAUAUGUGAGACACGGGAAGGGAAUAGCUUAGCUAUGAUUAUUAAUACAAAGACUCGUUGACUGCCCAAGUAUGUUUCCCGCAUUAGACGCCAGCAGUUUGUUGCCAUGCAUUCAUUCACGACUACGGUGCAGCUAAUAUAGGUCCUACACAUCUUGUGUGUUGAAUGCAUAUGCAUGUUCCAGUUGAAAGUGUUUCAGAUACGUUUCAAACACG